GAAUCGAUAAUAGACGGGUCAUGUUGUGCAUACAACCUUGGGCAGUUACAUAAAUUAUUUACGUUUAUGUACUCCAAUUAUAUAGCGAUCAUGACAAAAUGGAGGUCUUCUUUAACGGCUGUUGAAAAUUGACUUCAUAAAAUGGAAAAUAAAUCCAUGUAAUGAUCACUUGUAAAUUUGAGUUGCACUUAACUUUGAAUAUGUGUUUAAGAUUUGUGUUUUUUGUUGUGGUUACUGGAGUUGCUACAGCACACCAAGCCACAAGUUGUUACGAAUCAGAUUCAGACCUAUGUGAUGCAGAGAUGCCUGUUAUUCCAUAUCUGGCGUCUAGAGAUCCAACAGUUUUAAUAACCAACGCAACGUCUAAUUGGACAUUCUGUGAUGUUUUCGCAAUAAAUAUAACUACUUGGUAUAAGAGUAUAUACCCAAUGAGUACAACUUGUCCUUCUAUGUACAGUUGUGGAACAAAGUUUCCUAUCUGGAUGAAUGGUCGAAAUCCAGAUACAUAUGAAGGGCUGGUAAAUCGGACAUCUUGUUUAGAAUGGUAUGAUAACUGUUGCCUACAUACUUACAAUUUCACCGUUGUCAACUGUGGAUAUUUCUUCGGUUACUGUUUUGAUGAGCCACCAACAAGUUGCCAUCAGAGAUACUGCUUCGAUGCGAAGAAAUCCGGACCAGUCACUAACAUAAACUACACGCCAACACUUUCAAAUGCGUCAAGCCAGACAUCUUCAGCCAGCCCUGGAUUACAUGUCAGUACAGUCGGAACUGACACGUCAAGUACCUCUCUACAAAGUACUGAUCAAAUCACAAGUCAUACGACAACUGGGCGGGAAAACGUAGCAGGGACAAAGAUUGGUGAAGAUAACUCAAUGACUGCUUUAUUGCUAGUAUGUUUGGGUCUUGUGACUGCAGUAAUUCUAGUAUUGGUUACAGUUAUAAUUCGUCGUAAGCGAUUGUCAAAAGCGUCAGAUCGAGUCGACGACAACCAAGAAUCAAUAGAGCCUGUUAGAAGACAUAUAAACGAAUGUGACUACGACACCGCGAACAGUAGUAACAGUUGCUGAAAGUGACUAUGGGACAAAUAAUACAACAGUGAAAAAGCUGUAUUAAGACCAUAUUCUACCAAAAAAUCUUAUCUUCAGUUUUUUUAAUUCAAAAUGUAUAAAGUCCUUUAAGUUAUGAAAAUUUCAUGUAUUUAACUUAAAGUUUACUAAAUAUAUAAAUCAAGUUUGCAUACAUAAUUUAAUGUUAUAUAGUAACGGUUGAGUGUUAAAACACAGCCAGUUCUUUUUCUUCGUAGUACACGUUUAUACUCUGUUUUAUUUUUAACCUAAUGCAAAGUACUAUUAAUAACAUAAACUUAUUUAUUUUAUGUUUACAUAAACUAUAUAAAGUAAUUGUUCAUGCUUUGAAAUAUGAAACUUUGAUCUAAAAUAGCUUUAAAAUAUCAGUGUUUUAUACAUUAUGUAAACCAUUCGUUACAUAAACUAAGGUUUUUUAUAUUUCUGUCACUUUAGAUGUUUAAUUCUGUUUCGACAAAUGUGUGUUUCUGUGUUUAAAACCUCUCAAAGUCAACAGCCGAGUGUCAUAAAUUACAUAGUUUAACUCUUAACCUGCCAAAUUUCUAGAAUGGACUGGUCCAUUAGACACGUUGGGAAAUACCAUUUCUUAUUCGAAGAGGUGUUUAUUGAAAAUGCACUGACUGAAUAGCGAACAGUGCAGACCAUGAUCAGCCUGCACUGGUCGCAAAGGCAGAAUCACUUGCCGCCAGCAGGCUAAAGUUCAAGGACAGUAAGGACAAGAAUGUCGCAUGUUUUACUUUUAGCGAUUAAAUAUUUUUACAAUAAGAAAACUAUGGUUAUUCCAUAGUUUAAUAUAGUUAAAACAUUUUAGGAAAUAUUGUAUUUGCAUACUUUUUCAACGUAGAAUGUAUUAGAUAUUAUAACGUGUUAUAUAAUAGUGUAUUUUGCAUUAAAUUAUAUCUAUCAUCAUUG
Messenger RNA from Mercenaria mercenaria, 1997 nucleotides. RefSeq lists its product as uncharacterized. Lineage: Eukaryota; Metazoa; Mollusca; Bivalvia; Venerida; Veneridae. The transcript has 7 exons. Bases 162 to 1067 code for a protein of 301 amino acids. The record is from RefSeq and is a predicted model, not a curated record.